GCCUGUUUGUCAGACUGGAUCGUCGUUCACGAUGACAGCUCUUCUGUCUGCUAAACAGUACUGCUGCUCGGUUUGUCUGGACAUCCUGAAGGAGCCGGUCAGCCUUACAUGUGGACACAACUACUGCCUAGACUGCAUUAAUAGCUACUGGGACAAAUCAGACGAAGAGGGGAUCUACAACUGUCCUCAGUGCAAUCAAACAUUUAAUGUGAGGCCUGAGGUUAAAAAAAAUGUAAUGUUAAAAGAUCUUAUAGCUCAAUUAAACACAACGAAUUAUGCUGGACCUGAUGAUGUUUCAUGCGAUGUGUGUAACAGGAGAAAACUGAGAGCUGUGAAGACCUGCCUGACUUGCAUGGCCUCCUACUGCGAGACCCACCUGCAGCCACACCAGCAGUCGGAAGCUUUCAAAAGACACAAUCUGGAGGAGCCGAUCAGAAACCUAGAAGAGAAGCUUUGUAUGAAACAUCAGAAAGUUCUGGAAAUCUUCUGUAGGCUCGAUGAGACUUGCAUCUGCUUUAUGUGUGCAGCGACUAACCACAAGAGGCACAAUUCAGUGACUCUGGAAGAAGAGAGAGCUGAAAAACAGUGUCAGAUGCAGAGCAGAAUGGAAGAAAUUAAAAUAAGAAUUGAAGAGAAAGAGAAGAAACUGGAGGAGAUGAAGGAGACAGUUAUCAGGAUUCAGAGCUCUGCAGAAAGGGAAGUGCAGGAACACGAGGAGGCCUUCAAGUCUGUACUGGAGUCCAUUGAGAAGCUGAGGUCAGAAGUCAUUGAUGUUAUUAGAGGUCAAGAGCGGAGGGAAGUGAGGAAGGCUGAAAAGUUCAUGGUGCAACUGGAGAAGGAUAUCGAGGGGCUAAAGAUAAGGGGCGCUGAAAUGGCUGAGCUUUUACAGACAGGAGACCACAUCCAUUUCCUAAAGGUGUUCCCAUCUCUGUGUGUUCCACCUAAAGAUGAAGACAUUGUUAUUAGCAGUGAUUUCCUUCCGGAGACUUUGAAAGCAAGCCUCUCUGAUCUGAAGGAGAGUCUUGAGGAGGUUAGCGCCUGGGAGUUUGUGAACACCAGUGUAUUUCUUUUUCCCUCUUCUGUUGUUAACAAUCCAGAUUACACCCUGAGAAAUCAGAGAAUUACGGCACAACUUUUAGAAUACUCCUGUUCGAUCACCUUGGACCCCAACUCAGCACACAGAUGCCUCUGCUUGUCUGAAGAGAACAGGAAAGUGACACAUGUGGGUACAGUGACCCCAUAUCAUGAUCAUCCUGACAGAUUUGACUUCUUGCCCCAUGUUCUGUGCAGAGAGGCUCUGAGUGGGACCCGCUAUUACUGGGAGGUCGAGUGGAGUGGAGAGUGGACUGAGAUUGGAGUCAUGUAUAAAGGAAUCGACAGGAAAGGAUGGAGUAAAGAGUGUCGCCUUGGAUUCAACAACAAGUCCUGGAGUCUGUGCUGCUCUGAUUUCAGUUACUCUGCCUGGCACAAUAACAUGAAGACUGAAAUCAGUGCCCCUUACAGUCAUAGAAUAGGUGUGUAUCUGGACUGCCUGGCUGGCUCUCUGUCAUUUUAUAGCAUCUCGGACAUAAUGAACCUCCUAUACAGGUUCAAGACCACCUUCACUGAGCCAUUAUAUGUGGGGUUUGCGGUUGGAUGGGACUCCAGUGUGACAAUCUGCCUCUGAAUUAGUUUGACCUUUGACUGGUGCCAUGUGAAGUUCAAUCAAUUUCUUCAGGAAAACAAGGUAUCAUGUUAGCAUUUCUUUUCUGGACUCGGCUGAUACAAAAUAGUAGCUUGAUAUAGUGCUCUCAUCAAAUGAAUAUUUCUGCUAAGAUGAAUUGAAGCAUUGAUAGAAAUAUGCCAGAAAUAUAAGACCAACGUGUCUAAACCACAGUGUUUAAUAUAUAUAUAUAUAUAUAUAUAUAUAUAUAUAUAUAUAUAUAUAUAUAUAUAUAUAUAAGAAAUCCAACGUUCGCCUGGCAGUCUGUAUGUUUGUCCUCUUUUCACGAGAGAACAACGUAACGGAUUUAGAUAGGGUUUUUUUUUCUAGAAUUUGUUUGAACAUUCCGGUUG
This is a messenger RNA of Polypterus senegalus (gray bichir), 2055 nucleotides long. RefSeq names its product tripartite motif-containing protein 16-like. Bases 32 to 1666 code for a protein of 544 amino acids. Lineage: Eukaryota; Metazoa; Chordata; Cladistia; Polypteriformes; Polypteridae. The transcript has 5 exons. Gene Ontology annotation, molecular function: protein binding; zinc ion binding. The record is from RefSeq and is a predicted model, not a curated record.